AUGGGCAACUUCUCAAUCAUCACAGAAUUCCUCCUCAUGGAGUUUUCCAGCUUGCGAGAGCUUCAGGUUUUACAUGCUUUGCUGUUCCUGUUGAUUUACCUGGCUGCCUUGAUGGGCAAUCUUCUCACCAUUGCUGCAAUCAUUACUGACCCACACCUUCACUGUCCUAUGUAUUUUUUCCUGAGGAACUUAUCCCUACUGGAUAUCUGUACCAUCUCAGUCACUCUUCCUAAAUUUAUUGUGAAUUCCUUGUCUGGCACUCAGUCUCUGUCCCUCCUUGGCUGUGCUGCUCAGAUUUUCUUCUGUCUUCUUUUUUCAGCAACAGAGUUUGCUUUGCUUGUGGCAAUGUCCUAUGACCGCUUUGUGGCCAUCUGCCACAACCUUCACUAUGGCAUCAUCAUGACACCAGCACGUUGUGUCUGGGCAGCAGUUGGUUCAUGGCUCAGCAGGCUUAUUUAUUCAUCUCUACACACAGGGAACAUGUUUCGUUUGCCCUUCUCAGGAUCCAAUGUGAUCCAUCAAUUUUUCUGUGAUGUCCCUCAUGUCUUGAAAGUUUCAGCCUCUGAUGUGUUUAAUACUGAGUUCAUAUUAAUUGUAGCAAGUUCAUGUUCUUUGUUAUUCUGCUUUGCAUUUUUGAUUGCAUCAUAUGCUCGCAUCUUCUCCAGCGUUCUCAAGAUUUCUUCUGUGGAGGGAUGCUACAAGGCCAUUUCGACCUGCUCCCCUCAGUUGAUAAUCCUUAUUUUAUUUCUCAUUUCUGUAAUGACUGCAGUCCUCAAGGACACAUCAGACACAUCACCCAUCCAAAACCUUUUAAUUGCAAUGAUCUAUACAAUAAUCCCACCCUUUAUGAAUCCCAUAAUCUAUAGCCUGAGGAACCAGAAGGUCACAAUUGCCAUGGGCAAGAUGAUCAGGAGGAUUUUUUUCCCCAAGAAAGAAAUGUCUAUUCUUGAUACCAUAGAAUAG
Messenger RNA from Trichosurus vulpecula (common brushtail), 963 nucleotides. Its product is annotated as olfactory receptor 14I1-like. Gene Ontology annotation, molecular function: G protein-coupled receptor activity; olfactory receptor activity; odorant binding. The coding region runs from base 1 to 963 and encodes 320 amino acids. Gene Ontology annotation, biological process: G protein-coupled receptor signaling pathway. The record is from RefSeq and is a predicted model, not a curated record. NCBI's taxonomy places the organism in Eukaryota, Metazoa, Chordata, Mammalia, Diprotodontia, Phalangeridae. Gene Ontology annotation, cellular component: membrane. The transcript has a single exon.